Messenger RNA from Frankliniella occidentalis (western flower thrips), 2113 nucleotides. RefSeq lists its product as uncharacterized. The record is from RefSeq and is a predicted model, not a curated record. The transcript has 6 exons. The coding region runs from base 60 to 1301 and encodes 413 amino acids. NCBI's taxonomy places the organism in Eukaryota, Metazoa, Arthropoda, Insecta, Thysanoptera, Thripidae.
UUUAUCAGCCGCCGCCUGAGGAGCGGCCCGCGUGAGUGUGUGUGCCCGGUGUGUACCUGAUGCUGGCCGACAGUACGUAUCAGGACGGCGUCGCACCCGGUGCGGUGUCUGGCCUCUCCUCUCCGCCCGUGGUGCCUCUACCAGCCGUGCGCCCCAGCCGCCCGCCGAGCCCGCCUCCCCUCUCCGCUCGGAGGAUGUUGGCUCAGGCCCCUCUGCUGUUGUUGCUGCUGUCGUGCCUCGGGGGCGCGCGCGCGGGACUUCCCUCUGCCACCGACGCCGACGUCAAAACCUCGUCCAUCGGGACUUGGACCCUGUCCUGGCCCUUCUGGGAGGACCUGACCUCCGACGUCUGUGAUGAAGAUAAUGGUAAAAAGUGCCUUGACGGCAUCACAUGCUACGAGAAAAUUGAGUGCGGUAGCGGUGCCUUAUUCAGCAAAAAUUGUCCCGAGUAUCACAUCUGCGUCCAUGGCACCUGCCAGUGCCAGUUCCCCUUCCCUAAGGCUUGCGAGGCAUACAUCAAAAAUUGCAACGUUUCCGACUUAAGCUUCAAGGGCUGCGACGCCGGGUUGUGCUACACGUCGCUCGUGGACGACGAGCCCUGGACCAUGAUGGAGUCGUUCUUUAUUGGAGGCAUCAUCUGCUUCUUCUGCGUGGCCGUCGGUCUCUGCGCCUGCAGGUCGUUGAUCACCACGAGCUCGCCGCGGCGGAGGACCAGUGACGGGGCGCAGAGCGUCAACUCCAUGCAGCGGUGGAUCGACGAGCGCCUCCGCGACCGGCCUCCCCGCUACGACGAGAUGGUGGCGGAGGAGACCACUGGGCGCUCGACUGCAGCAGCAGUCACGCCGGCUGCGGUGCCCCCCCUCCACAUUGAGCUGGAGAAACCGCCUUCGUACGACUACGCCAUGGCUGAACAUCAAACGUCCAGCUUCUACGAGCAGAUCCCGGUGGGGGAAGGCCCACCCCCGCCCUACUCGGCGCUAGCUAUGGCCUUGAUGGAGGACGAAGGUAUGGGGUUCAGCAACCCCUGUUUCGAGGGGGACGACACCCUAGCUCCAUCCACGCUGCCGGCGACCUCGGAGUCUACCCUCUCCCUGACGUCGGUCUCCACCCUCGAGUCAUCGUCGUCCUUCAGGUCCACUGCCUCGUCCUCCUGCUCAUCGUACCUGUCGGCCUCGUCAUCCGGACCCGACCUGCCGCCUCUGCUGACCGUGUCGCAAGCCGUCGCCAUCCAGGAAAUGAUGCUUAAGGAGGGUUCUCAGUCAUCGCCGAGCCUACCGGCACAGACUUGGACCUCUUUUUGACGGAACAGAAGGAUACUUUAUUCAAAUCUCGGGUGCGGUUGACAGGUUGCUGGAGAAACGCCCCGACAAAGUCUAGUCAAAACGCAGCGGGGACGCUGCUGUUAGGAAACCGGGUGACUGAAAAUUAAGGUAGAGCCCCGUACCGAGCGAGGCACGCGGGCUAGACUCCCUUCUUGACACGGCAGGUGAGGGGAUGGAGGUAGACUCUUGGCUCGCGGCUCUAACCAGAGGCUACACAAUGAACGUUUCCUACCGAAGGCGACGCGAGGCAGCGUUUUGGCGCUCGAUGUAUGUGGAGACUCACAGGGCGGGCCGCCGGCCCCACACAGCUGUUUGGCGGGUUGGCCUACCCGGCGCGUUGCAGGCGGUGUCACACAAUAAAAGCGUAGGUCCCCCGAGCUGUGUAAGUACCAAACUGGUGGGUGAUGAUGGCAUAAAGAGAUCACUUUGGCAUGUGAGUACAAGGUUAAAAGGCGCCAAACGUUUCAUCCCGUCAUCUCGGGGAACGUUCAACGUUUAUUGUGGGGUAACCUAACCACAGGCCUUCAAGGCACCAUAUUUAGAUGUAGGCAAGCUUCAAAAUUUCAUGAGGCUUUUCAGCCAUCUGGUCAACUAAGUCAUGACAAGGACCAAACCUUUGUUCUUUCCUAGUGACAUGACGUCAAAAGACACUACGGUUUAAUUACCGUGAGAUAUUAACCCUUGACGUUUGACGUUUUGGGUUGUUUGAAGCAUGGACUCUACUGUGAUUUAAAUAAUUUGAUCAUUUUUAUACUAUUUUGUAAAUAAAACAAUGUUUCAUAAACAUUUAA